This is a messenger RNA of Helianthus annuus (common sunflower), 4481 nucleotides long. RefSeq lists its product as uncharacterized. The record is from RefSeq and is a predicted model, not a curated record. Gene Ontology annotation, cellular component: nucleus. The transcript is spliced from 4 exons. Lineage: Eukaryota; Viridiplantae; Streptophyta; Magnoliopsida; Asterales; Asteraceae. Gene Ontology annotation, molecular function: chromatin binding. The coding region runs from base 458 to 4246 and encodes 1262 amino acids.
CAACACUUGAGCUACUCCCUCAAUUUCAAUUUUCAUCUUUCCCCUUCUCUCUCGCUCUUCAAUCUCUCUCUCUCCCGUUAAAUCUCCGGCACCUCCAAAUUCCGGCAACAAACCUCUCCGUUUCCGAUUUCGAUUCUGUUUCCGUUUCACUCACCUCACACACACAUCUAUCCUACAACCCGAAUCCCCCCUUUACGACAUCGUUUCGCCACACAUAAAAAAAGCCCUAAUUCAAAUCCACACCCUUGUUUAUUCAAUUCUCAAUCAAGCUUCCGUAAUUCGAACUUUCUGUUGUUCGAUUGCUGAUCUGGAAUCGUUGAUGCGCUUAUUAUAUUCUAUGAUCGAUUGAUUCUACGACCUAGGGUUUGUGAUUAUUGGAAAUUAGAAAAGGGGAUCGGAAAAUUGGGCAGUGUAAUUCAUGUGAUUGUUAUUAUUAUUGUGAUGGAAGAAGGUUAUUAUGUAUGGGCGGUUGGACGGUGAGGUGCGCUUCCACCGGUGGCACAUGUGGCCGGUCCCUAGUUCCUCCACUCCCUCUGUAGCUGCUCAUUCCAGUUGCUUCGUUUUCAUUGAUAAUCACACUUUUUCCAAAGAUGGUAGAAAGAUUAACGUUGGCGACUGUGCUCUGUUCGAGCCACCCCACAAUUCCCUUCCGUUUGUUGGAAGAAUCCGUAAAUUAAAGUUAGGAAAAGAUAACAAUAUAAGUCUUUUUGUGAAUUGGCUUUACCGGCCUGCAGACGUAAAGCUUAAAGACGGUGCUUUGCUUAAAGCAGCACCAAACGAGGUUUUUUACUCAUUUCACAAGGAUGAGAUACCUGUUGCAUCAUUACUUCAUCCGUGUAAAGUCACAUUUCUUCGUAAAGGUGUUGAACUUCCUUCAGGGAUAUCCUCAUUUGUGUGCAGACAAGUCUAUGAUGUUAAAACUGGGCGUUUAUGGUGGUUAACUGACAGAAACUAUAUUAACUCUUCUUUGACACAGGACUUACAAGAAGAAAUAAACCAGUUAUUAGAUAAGACGUUGAUAGAAAUGCAUGGAUCAGUGCAGACCGGAGGUCGGUCUCCGAAACCCUUGAACGGUCCAAACGGGUCAGCAAACCGAAAACCUAAUUCAGAUAAUUUACAAAAUAGUUCCUCGUCUAUUUCAUCACAUGCAAAGAGUAAGAAGCGAGCGCAUGGCGUUCACAAUUCAGAAUCUGUGAAACGUGAUCGUUUAUCUAAAGUUGACGAUGCAGAUUCUCGUCAACUUAGACCAGAACACAGGCUAAAAACCGAGAUUGCUAAAAUUACUGAUAAAGGAGGAUUGGUGGAUAUUGAUGGAGUUGAAAAACUAAUACAGCUCAUGCGACCCGAGGGUACUGAGAAACAAAUAAACUUGGCUUGCAGAAAAAUGCUCGUUGACAUAAUAUCGGGUACUGACAGAUUCGAUUGUUUAGGUCGAUUUGCGCAUUUAAAGGGAUUGCAAAUUUUAGAUGAAUGGCUUCAAGAAAUCCACAAGGGCAAUAUUGGCGAUGAAAAAUCUGUUGAGCAGUUUCUUUUUUCUUUACUUCGUGCACUUGAUAAAUUACCCGUAAAUCUUCAUGCUUUACAGAUGUGUAAUGUCGGGAAGUCGGUGAAUCAUUUACGUAGCCAUAAAAAUCCUGAAAUUCAGAAGAAAGCCAGAAGUUUAGUCAGCACAUGGAAGAAACGUGUGGAAGCUGAAAUGAAUUUUAUUGAAACAAAGUCUAGUACAAGUCGAGGCGGUUCUUGGUCACACAAGCCAAUGAUUUCAGAUGUUUCUCCUAUGGGUAGUACUAGACGUAUAGGUGGCAGUUUUUCAGAGGUGGGUUCCAAGAGUUCUGCUUCACAAUCUUCUGCGUUAAAAGCUCCGCAACCGAAACAAAGCUCAGGUGAAGCUAUCACCACAUCACCAACAUCUCCGGGGUCCACAAAAUUGUCCCCGUCAUCAGCUAAUAGUCAAUCUUGUUCUAGUGAUCAUGUGAAGACUCAGGUGUCAAGUGUUUCUCAUAGUAAAAACUCACGCAACGGUUUUGCUUCUGACAAAGAAUCGCCAGCUAGACUUACAACAGAAGCAAAUAUUGGAAAAAGCCGGAGACUCAUUGUGAGGUUGCCAAACACGAGUCGAAGUCCUGCACAAACCGCCAGUUUGGAAUCGCCCGAAGAUUCAUCUAGGAUAUCCGGCAAGGGCUCGCUUCCGGUACCUUCCAAGAAACAAGACAAAAAAGUGAGUGGAAGCGAUGUACCAAACACAGGUGAUGAUUUGUGUCGGGAGAAUGAAGGGCUGAUUGUCCGUGAUGACGAACAUGGUAAGAAAGAUGCAUCCUUUGGCAGCGGUUUAUCAUCAAGGGUUACACCAAAAGUAUAUGAAACUUCUUAUAGCUCGAUAAAUGCAUUGGUGGAGAGCUGUGCGAAAUUUUCGGAAGCUAGCGUGUCUCCGUCGAUUGGUGAUGAUGGUGGAAUAAUUCUUCUUGCCAGCGUGGCUGCUGCUGAAAUGUCGAGAUCUGAUGUGUCACCCGCAUGUUCCCCUGAUUGUAACUCACCCGUCCCUGAAGACGUAUGUUCUGUGAAUGCUGCUAAGUUGAGACAAGUAGCUCAUGAUGCUCAUGUCAAGGUGGAGCAGAUCGGUUCCGUACGUGCGGAUGUUAAUGGUACAGGGUCGGUGAACUUGGCACCUGACGUAAAACCACUAGAGGAAAAGAAGUGUGUUGAUGAUAUUCUGGUUAGAAACACUGUGAGUUCGCUUGAUGCAGCUGAGACAUGUGUCAAACCUGAAACUGCAGAAACUAAUGAAGAAAUUAAUGCAGCUUCUUGGUCGUCUUCAGAUAUGCGCAACGAUGAGAAGGAAUCGGUGCACAAACAGUUAAAUGAUGAAACCGUGGUCCCCACUUCUUGUGCUGAUGUUGAUUUAGCACCAAAGUCUGAAGAGACUGAUGACGAGAAGUGUCGUAUGAACAUGGAUUCCGGGACGUCUGUUAGUGAACUUGCUUAUGAGAAUACAGAAAAAGACGAUAAAGCCUCUGUGGUUGCAUUGCAAGAAAUAGGAACGUGUGGAAAGGCUACCUGUGUAACAGAGGCCAACUGUGUUGAAGACCGUACGGUAAAGUUGAACUUUGAUUUGAAUGAAGUUCUUCCUAGUGAUGAUGGAAUACAAUGUGAGGAUGAAAAGGCUGCCGUUGAUGCACCCGACCUGUUACCUUCUAAUGAUAGAACGCAGUCUGAUUCGAUAACUGUAGCUGCUGCUGCAAAAGGACCGUUUUACCCCUCUGAGAGUCUCUUAACAGGUAAGCCUGAGAUUGGGUGGAAAGGUUCUGCUGCCACCAGUGCAUUCCGUCCAACAGAACCUCGAAAGGUAGAUGUUCCGGACCUUCCGGUUCCUGAUACUUGUACUGAUAAACCAACUCAUGCUCUUUUUGACUUUGACUUGAAUGUUGGAGUCGAUGAUGCUGGUCAACACAAUGCUCCAUCGGGACUUGAUCUUGAUUUAAACGCAUGCGAGGAGAAUCCCGAACCCGUCCAGUUGUCCGUUAAUACCAGCAGUAGACCUUCCAGGUCAACUCUACCUGGCUUUGACCUAAACGGGCCAGGUACGGAAGAAUUUGGUGGUGAAUCGAUAACAUUUUCGAAAAACAGUAUGCAGUUUAUAACCGGUGUGCCUAAUGUCAGAGUGAAUAAUACGGACCCCGCAAACUUUUCAAAUUGGUUUCCACCAAAUAACGCCUACCCAGCAAUUACAAUCCCGUCUCAAAGAAUGAUGACACCCGUGACUUCCAGCACAUCACUGAAUCCCGAUAUAUUCAGGGGGGCCGUUUUAUCGUCAUCUACCGUUCCAUUGCAAUAUCCAGCUUUCCCGUUUGAGACCGGUUUCUCGUUACCUUCGGUUUCAAAUGCAUACGCCGAUUCUCCGUCAUACGGUGGUGGGCCGCUUUGUUUUCCAACUUUUCCCUCGGUGGGACCUAACGGUGUGGUGUCGAUGCCUUACUAUACGAGUCUACCUGGUGGCUCGAGUAAUGUUGGCCCCGAUGGUAAAACGUUUGGAAGCCAAGCUUUAGAUCUAAACGCGGGUCCCAGAGAUGAUAAACUGGCAACCACUUUGAGGCAGUUACAUGGUGGUGGUGGUGGUGAUGAUGAGCAGUUAAGGAUGUUUUAUCAACUGGCGGCAAGUGGUGGUGGUGGUGCAGCGAAGAGGAAAGAGCCGGAUGGCGGUUGGGACGGUGAUAUUAGGAUUAGCUACAAACAUCCACAUCGGCAGUAGGGAUACAUAGCCUGGAUAUAAAACUGUCUUGUUUAUGAGAAACGUUGAUGGUUGUAAUGCAUAGGGUUGAGUUGUUUGAAAUGGUUUGAACAGAGUGGCCUGUGUUGAUGUUUAGUCAUCAUGCAAUUUUAUGCUGCAAGUUUAGUCAACAAUUCAAUAUUCAUACAGUUAAAUACUUAUCAUAUAAUAACUCUUUAUACCGUUUAAAAAAUAUAUAAUAACUCUUUAUCUCAUC